AUGACAGUAACAGGACCUGUAAAUUUAUCUGCUGAACAUUUGCAGCAUUUAAACGAAAAGCUUCAGAAAUUAUCGCCAGAAGACAUCAUUAAAUGGGCUUAUGUUACUUUUCCAAACUUAUAUCAAACCACUGCAUUUGGAUUAACCGGAUUAGUUACUAUAGAUAUGAUCUCGAAGUUAAAACCUGAAGAGGGUCAUUUGAUAGACCUUAUUUUCAUUGACACUUUGCAUCAUUUCCCUCAAACUUAUGAUUUGAUUAACAACGUAAGCAAGAAAUAUAACUCUAAGAUCCACACAUUCAAGCCGUUAAACGUCGAGACAGAAGCUGAAUUCUCCCAGAGAUACGGCGAUCAAUUAUGGGAGACAAAUGACUCGUAUUAUGAUUUCUUGGUGAAGGUGGAACCUUCCCAAAGAGCAUAUAAAGAAUUGCAAGUCGUGGCCGUGUUAACAGGUAGAAGAAAGUCCCAAGGUGGAGCUCGUGGUACAUUGCCUGUUAUUGAGAUUGAAGAAUCAAGUGGUACUAUCAAGAUUAACCCAUUAUGUAACUGGGACUUCAAUCAGGUUAAGAGCUACAUCGACGAACAUAAUGUGCCAUAUAAUGAAUUAUUGGACUUAGGCUAUAAAUCUAUUGGUGACUGGCACUCGACUGUUCCCGUUGCGGAAGGUGAAGAUGAGAGAAGUGGUAGAUGGAAGGGAAAAGCCAAGACUGAAUGUGGGAUUCACGAAACUAGCAAGUUUGCGCAGUAUUUACAAUCGACUGAGAAUUCUACUGCUAACAAUUAG
This is a messenger RNA of Debaryomyces fabryi, 783 nucleotides long. It is a transcript of the gene MET16, whose product is annotated as phosphoadenylyl-sulfate reductase (thioredoxin). Gene Ontology annotation, molecular function: phosphoadenylyl-sulfate reductase (thioredoxin) activity. Bases 1 to 783 code for a protein of 260 amino acids. Gene Ontology annotation, cellular component: cytoplasm. The transcript has a single exon. Lineage: Eukaryota; Fungi; Ascomycota; Pichiomycetes; Serinales; Debaryomycetaceae. The record is from RefSeq and is a predicted model, not a curated record.